Cuculus canorus (common cuckoo) is the source of this 635-nucleotide messenger RNA. It is a transcript of the gene NDUFB2, whose product is annotated as NADH:ubiquinone oxidoreductase subunit B2. Bases 31 to 540 code for a protein of 169 amino acids. The record is from RefSeq and is a predicted model, not a curated record. Gene Ontology annotation, cellular component: mitochondrial inner membrane. NCBI's taxonomy places the organism in Eukaryota, Metazoa, Chordata, Aves, Cuculiformes, Cuculidae. The transcript has 4 exons.
GAAGACGAGGAGGAAGAGGAAUAAAAGUGGAUGAGGAAGAAGACGAGGCAGAGGAAGCGGCUCAGGAGCUGGUGGCCGCGCAGAAACCCCCCGGGCUGUGCGCGUCACAGCCCUUUCACCCCGUGUGUCUGGGCCCGGGCGGCGCCGCCUCAGGGUGACCUUGGGGGGCGGGGCCGCCUCAGGGUGACCUUGGGGGGCGGGGCCGGCGCAGUGUCGUCAUCAAACCCCGACAGCAGCGCAGCCGCCGCCAUGCUGGGGCCGCUGGGGAGGGCCGCGCCGCGGCUGCUGCUGCGGGGGGCGGCGGGAGUGGGGCUGCGGCGCGCGGGUGGUGGGGUGCACAUCCACCCGCGGUACCGGCAGUUCCCGGAGCUGACGCGCGCCCAGGUGAUCCGCAGUGAGCUCCUCAGCGGCUUCAUGUGGUUCUGGAUCCUCUGGCACUUCUGGCACAACUCGGACAUGGUGUUGGGCCAUUUCCCAUAUCCCGAUCCUUCGGCCUGGACAGAUGAGGAGCUCGGGAUCCCCCCAGACGAUGCCGAAUAGGCAGCUCUGGCACCGGUCCCUGGAAUUAAAGAGGCCCCUGGAACCAAAGCUUUGGCUCCUCAGUCCUUAUUUCAAUAAAAGUUAACUACAACCAA